Molecule: messenger RNA, 5678 nt
Organism: Mugil cephalus (flathead mullet)
Lineage: Eukaryota; Metazoa; Chordata; Actinopteri; Mugiliformes; Mugilidae
Gene: dnajc6
Product: DnaJ (Hsp40) homolog, subfamily C, member 6
Exons: 20
Coding region: 485-3226 (913 amino acids)
Biological process (GO): clathrin-dependent endocytosis; synaptic vesicle uncoating
Cellular component (GO): vesicle; intracellular membrane-bounded organelle; postsynaptic density
Molecular function (GO): clathrin binding
Source: RefSeq, a predicted model, not a curated record
CCGCGCCACUGCUGCCGCUUCGCUUACGCUCAUCCACAUCAUCUACAGAUCUACCAAUCGCCAUCGCAAGAACCUUGUCUGUUGAUCAUAUGCCAAAAUGUGAUUGUAUGAUGCUGCCAGAGCCCGGUGCUUCCUCCGUGAUUCUACGUACAGGUUAACUUGGAGCUCCUGGGGGAAUCCUUCCAAGAAGUGCGCGCCACGCAGGACGUUUUACGCUUUGACCUUUGACUGGCAGCGAAUGACAAAUCAAAGGUCGGUGCCUGUGAGCGGAACCGGUGUUCAAAGCGCAUCUCCACCACGGCACAAGACGGCGUCCCCGGGAGGAUGUUAGAAAGCGCACUGGAAGUUGGUCGAUAGCGGCGGAGACGGCUUCAGUGUCAGCGGCAGAGGGAGCAGCGGAGGCGGCGGAGGCGCACACGGAGGCUCCAUCGCGGCCACCCUUGGACCGAAGGCAGGCCCGCUGAGAGAGGAGGACUGCAGCACCAUGGACAGCUCAGAUAUGGACGCCAACUAUGGUGGAGGACUGUUGGAUAUGGUGAAGGGAGGAGCUGGGAAAUUCUUCAGCAACUUUAAGGACAACCUGAAGGACACACUGAAGGACACCUCCACCAAGGUCAUGCACCAAGUUGCCACAUACACCAAAGGGGAGCUGGACAUUGCCUACAUCACAUCACGAAUCAUAGUGAUGACCUACCCAGCGGAGUCGGUCCAGAUUGGCUACCAGAACCACGUCGAGGACAUCCGCUCCUUCCUCGACAGUCGCCAUGCCGACCACUACACUGUCUUCAACCUGUCGCAGCGCAACUACCGUGGAGCCAAAUUCUCCAACAGAGUUUCGGAGUGCAAUUGGCCUUCUCGUCAGGCUCCAAGUCUUCACAACCUGUUUGCCGUGUGCAAGAACAUGCACAACUGGCUCAAACAGAAUCCCAAGAACGUGUGUGUCAUCACCUGCUCGGAUGGCCGCGCUCCCUCCGGUGUUUUGGUCUGUGCCAUGUUCUGCUUCUGCCACCUCUUCAACAAUCCCAUUCCUGCCAUGCAGCUGCUCAGCGCCAAGAGACCAGGGUCCGGCCUCUGGCCAUCGCACCGCAGGUACAUAGGUUACGUAUGUAGCAUGGUGUCAGAGAAGCCCAGCCUGCCCCACUCGAAGCCCUUGGUGAUCAAGGCCCUCACUAUGAGUCCGGUUCCCUGCUUCAACAAGCAGCGAAGCGGCUGUCGGCCCUUCUGCGACGUCCUCAUCGGAGAGACCAAGAUCUUCACCACUGCACAGGAGUACGAGAGGAUGAGAGAGCACAGGAUCCAGGAAGGGAAAGUCGUGUUCCCUCUCGGUGUGAGCGUACAAGGAGACGUUGUGAUUUCUGUCUACCACAUGAGGUCAACCAUUGGAGGACGUCUGCAGGCGAAGGUGUCCAACACCCAGAUUUUCCAGAUUCAAUUCCACACUGGCUUCAUUGCUCCAGGAACCACCAUGCUAAAGUUCAACAAACCGGAGCUGGAUGCAUGCGACUCUCCUGAGAAGUAUCCCCAGCUGUUCCACAUGAUUCUCGACAUAGAGGUAGAAGGAGUGGAUAAACAGAAAGACCUGACGCCACCGUGGGAGCAGUUCCCCUGUAAAGACCUGAGCCCCAGCGUGCUCUUCUCCUGCCACCAGGAACAUCAGGACGCGCUGGCUAUCGCUGAUGAGAUGGAGGGCUUGGAUCUGGAGGAGCCAAGCCGGCCCCACGGAGCUCCAGACGGUCGGGGACACGGCGAGGAGAGCGAGCCCUCGGACGAUGAGAUGCUCUCCCUCUCCAGCCAGAGGAGCAGCACCAGCGCAGCCCCCCAGAGACCCGAGCCCCCGGCACAGACGCCUGCCGCCCCGGCGCCCGCCGAGGAGGUGGAUCUCCUUGGCCUGGACGGGGAGGAGAUGAACCGCCCGUGUGCCUCAUCUCAGCCUCAACCUGCAGCGGCCGCAACCACUGACCUCCUCGGGGACUUGUUUGGAGGCCCCCCUCAACCAGCCAGUGGACCCUCGUCAGCCCAGUCCACUCCGCACAAAGUUGCCCCCAGCACUGCCUCGCCAUGCCACUCUCCAGCUCCACCAGCAUUCGAUCCCUUCGGGGCGGGUCCCAUGCCCAAGCCUCAGGACGUGAUGGGUUCAUUCCUCGGACCAGGUAACAUGGGGCAGCCUGACCCUUUCCUGCAUGCUGCUCGCUCCCCAUCACCCACCCUGCAGCCUACGAGCUUGGGUCGGAGCUCACCCGUUCCGCCUACCACCCCAACAGUCACCAUUCAGCAGCAAAACGCCAUGGGAGGGUGGGACUGGAAUAGGCCUGCUACCACAAGCACAGGAGGUUUUGGCGUGGGCAGUCGUUCAGCCACCACCAGCCCCACUGGCUCAGUCCACAGCACCCCCACUCAUCAAACCAAGCCAAACACCCUGGAUCCAUUCGCUGACAUUGGGAACCUCGGAGGAAGCCUUGCAGGAGGUUCUGGAUUCUCCAGCAAGCCCACCACCCCUACCGGAACCACUCCUUCCUUCCCUCCGAUGGGCUCCCCGUCGCGGCCUCCGCCGUCGCCCCAGCACGCGGGCGGGUGGCAGCCCCACGCAGGAGCCAGCUUCCCCUCGUGGCAGCCCGGAGCUGGAGCCGGAGGAGGAUGGCAAGCCCAAGGACAGGGUCCGACCACGCAGCCAAAGCCCAGCCCCAGCCACGCCCCCAUGCCUCAUACAUCGCCCCAGAAUCGACCCAACUACAACGUCAGCUUCUCUGCAAUGGGUGGAGGUUCACCCAGCGCAGGGGCCAAACCACAGGCCGGAAUGGGCCCUAAGCCCAGAGCAUCAGAUGCCAACUUCGAUGACCUGCUUUCCGGUCAGGGCUUCGCGGGGGCCAAAGAGAAGAAAGGGCCCAGGACCAUUGCAGAGAUGAGGAAGGAGGAGAUGGCCAAAGAAAUGGACCCUGAGAAAAUAAAGAUUCUGGACUGGAUCGAGGGUAAGGAGCGUAACAUCCGAGCCCUGCUGUCCACCAUGCACACUGUGCUCUGGGAGGGCGAGACGCGCUGGAAGCCUGUGGGCAUGGCUGACCUGGUUACUCCCGAGCAGGUCAAGAAGGUUUAUCGCAAAGCAGUCCUGGUGGUUCAUCCAGAUAAGGCGACGGGACAACCAUACGAACAAUAUGCCAAGAUGAUUUUCAUGGAACUAAAUGACGCCUGGUCAGAAUUUGACAGCCAAGGACAAAAACCUCUCUACUGAGUCAAGGUUUUUGGACGGAGCGGAGUGAGCAGAGGGCGCCCCCUUGCUGGUUCUGUCAUCUAACCCUAAAAGUGUUACCACAUCUGGUCAACAUACUACAGCCGCCACCCUCCAACAUCUGCCUUUAUACCCACGCUUUGACCCACGCUUUUCUUCUCACCGUGCACAAAAUCAGCGACUGAGAACAGAGUACUCUGAACACAUGACUCCCCGCAGAUCUAAUGUACCCACUGUAUGUAUGCAACGACGUCCUUCCUUGUCGAGAGACUUUAGCCCCGAAUAAACCCACUGGUCAGUCUGAUGUCUAGAUAAACUGAGACGUGUUAGAUCCUGAGGAGACUGAUGAACGCAGAGCCAGACACGAGGGCUUUGCGAGAUAAGAGAAAAACUCAUCAGGGAGUAAACUGAGUGAGCAUUUCACAGACUGAUCUAAGAGAUUCAGAUAGCCCGUAAGGCACAACAAGCAUUUCAAGAGCGGUGAAAGCCAUUAUGAAGUAGAUUUCGCUUUGUGUGGAGUGUGAAAACUGGACCCGUGGUCGGUUGUGUCAUAUCAAAUCCACAUUUUUUUGAAUAAGAAAGAACAAGGCAGCAUCAAGUUACUGUAACCGAAGCCUGUAUUUCAUCCAAAAAUGGGAUGUUUUGAAGGUACAAAUGAGCAAUUACGUGUGAUACAAACUGUGAUUACUGGCGGGCUUUCAUGCACCAAAUGUAGUCUUCUGAGAAUAACUGGAAAUGAAAAAUGAAAUGCGCUAAAUAGAAAGUAGCGACAUUUAAUUUCCCGGCCUGAUAGGACAGAUGAAACAAAGCAGCUUUGUUCUGUAGAGUCACUAAUACUCGGUGUGUCUGAUAUAAAUGAUGUGUGUUUCUAUGUUUGCCGGGACCUGGGGCUUUGUGUUAUUUAGGAUUAGCACAUGCACCGUUCUUUACAUGAGGCAACCCGAGGCCUCGUGCAUACUCGCUCGUACUGGAACUUGUAUUAUUUUUAUUAUUAUUAUUAUUUUGCAAGGGAGCUCUGUGAAAGCACAAACUGGCAAAUUGUUAUUCGGUGCAGCUUCGAAGGGAAGCCAUUGUUAUUUAUUUAUUGGCAUUGAUUCUCAGAGCUGGUGCGUACUGUUUUCAGUGAGAGCUUGGACCCAUUGUUUUUAAAUCGCCUCACAGACAAACUUCAGAAAUAACACUAAUGCGCCUAAACUCACAACAAUGCAAUAAGAGGUUUGAGUUUACAGACAUCCGUCAUUCAGUCGAGCUUGAAUGCUUCUCACAAUUUCAUAUCCUGCUGAUUUGACUGACACAUAUCUGCUAUCAUUAGCACGUUUCACUUUUGAUUUCUUAAUAUAUUUAGCCUCAUUUUGGGUAGGCGUUACCCGUCACUGCACUUUUAUUUAUACACAUCAGCGCGCAGAUCCGGAUGCGUGUGAUAUCAGCGUCAUAUCGAAAUUACGUUACAGCACACGCGGCUCAAGAGCUGUGCAUGCUGCAGGUGCUGUUUAUAAUGUUUAAAUCUAACCUGACAGGUGUCAAUUUAAAUCUCUCAUUCAUUGUCUCUUUCCUGCAUUUGAUCUAUGCUUUAGUGAAGCUUUAGGGGUUUAUUCCUGUAAAGAAAUCAGUGCUUCAUAGUCUUAGGAUGAAGUCCAUUUUCAAAUGGCAAAUUUAUGGAAAAACGAAAAAGCAAUUAGCCUUUUUUUUUUUUUUUUUUUGCAGGGCGCUAGUCUAUCAGCUCUAAAUGUGUUUGAUGAUGUCCUUAAUGAAAUCAUUUCCCCCACAGAAAUCAAGCAGAUUCACACGUCCUUGAUGCUUUUACAUUGCUACAGUCUUCUUUCUCUCUCUGCGAUCUGAACAACAAGAUGAAUGAUGAGAUAUUUAUGUCCUCGUUUGGCAUCAUAUUCCUCCCCCCACCCCCUUCCGGGAUUUCUACAUUUUUCAUCUGCAUCAAAGAUUGAAUUCUGACCAGCGCAGGAAGAACGUGACUGCUGUAAACUGUUCACAAAAUAGCAGGAAUAUGUUGAGUCGUGACUGAAAUGAGUCCCCCAAAAAGGACACUGGGUCUCAGGCCGGAGACACUAAACUCUGACACCGAGGCUCCUGCUUUCGUUGACCAGACAUGAGAAGUGUGUCGUACGUGUCUGUGCUCUAUUUACACCGAGGACCCACAUGUGAAAUAACCCUCAUAAGCUCCCUCGCUGACUGAAUCUGCAACCUUACGGCUAUGUUAAAAAAAAAAAAGCUAACCUCUAUAUCGUAGUCAGUGGAUGUGUGUCAUUUGAAGUUGUGGUACGUAUGGAAGUGGUCAGACUUGGGAUACUGUACGUUAUGUGUUUGCCUGUCUGCUGUUCAAGUAUUACUAAACCGUGUAAAAAGUUCUGUUCACGUGUUUCUUUUCGGUUCUGUUUACCGUUACAGGAUGUACAUAAUGAGCAAGUGCAGUGCACAAAAAUAAAACAGUAAACAGAAA